Messenger RNA from Exophiala xenobiotica, 1646 nucleotides. RefSeq lists its product as uncharacterized. NCBI's taxonomy places the organism in Eukaryota, Fungi, Ascomycota, Eurotiomycetes, Chaetothyriales, Herpotrichiellaceae. Bases 378 to 1520 code for a protein of 380 amino acids. The record is from RefSeq and is a predicted model, not a curated record. Gene Ontology annotation, biological process: lipid metabolic process. The transcript is spliced from 2 exons. Gene Ontology annotation, molecular function: phosphoric diester hydrolase activity.
UAUUGACGUCUGCUUUACCGCUCGACUUCGCCGCCUCACUGCAUGUCACGCUACGAACAUCCUUGCAAACUGUCAUAUCCCGCUUAAUUGCUUGAAUGCGUCUUCUUUGACAUCUAGCGACCUUGACUGACUUCUCGUUGUACUCUCGAAGGAUAUCCUCAGGUUGCCUUGUCGCUGAGAUGGUUUUAUGACACUUCGCCCUGCAUCUCUCCAUCUGUUUCCAGCAUAGCACGUACUAGUAAUAUCCAUCCCGUCCGAUGGCACAUUCUUUUUGACUUAGGGGAGUCACGGGAGUAUACAAACAUACCUCCCAAUUAAUACUAGAGGCCAGAUCUGGGAGGAGAUCAGUAUCUUGUCUCAGCAGAUCCGGGCACACGAUGGAUCAACGAAAUCUGCAAUCCGAGGCCGAUACGCCUCUGUUAAGGAAGGAUGCCAAUUCCACGGACCAGGAGCGAGUAGUAUACGGGAACGGGAGUCAAAGACAGGCCACGAGCCAUCAUUUUUCUCUGCCAAGCUGGACAUGGGCAAAGCCGUAUAACAACAAGUCGCAAAGUCUUCCUCAGACCAUCGCCCAUCGUGGCUACAAAGCAAAACACCCUGAGAACACCAUGAAGGCUUUCAUAGGCGCUGUCGAGGUAGGGACGCACGCGAUCGAAACAGACGUACACCUAUCUAAGGACGGCGUUGUAGUCCUCUCGCAUGUAAGAGCCCUCUUUCCACCAUCCAAAACCAGGCAACUGAUGGAUUUCGAGGACGGUGAUCUAAAGCGCUGCUUUGGGCGGAAAGAGAAGAUCAUAGAUUGUGACUGGGACUACCUUUCCGGUCUUCGUACUAUCCAAGAGCCGCACGAGCCGAUGCCGCGUCUGGCUGAUCUGCUCCAGUACAUCGCCCAGCCUGGCCUCGAGCAUAUCUGGCUACUCCUUGACAUCAAGAUGGACAACAACUCUGAAGACGUGAUGAGACUGAUCGGAGAGACGCUGGCGUCCGUAAAUCCCGGCCAACGACCCUGGGAAGAGCGUGUUUUGAUGGGUAUUUGGGUUCCCAAGUUCCUACCUCUCUGCAAGAAAUACGUGGCCAGCUUUCCUGUUGUGUACAUUGGCUUUUCAACAACGAUGGCCCGAGAAUAUCUGAAAACGCCCGGUGUGGCCUUCAAUAUGCUGAUAUGGAUACUCUUGGGUCCCGUCGGUAAUCGGUUCAUGCGUGACGUACGCAAAGCUAAGAGACCCCUUUAUGUGUGGACGGUGAACGAGCCGAACUUGAUGGUUUGGUGUGUACAGCAUGCUGUCGAUGGCGUUAUCACGGACGAUCCGAAGACAUUCAAGGAGAUAUGCGACAACUGGGACGGAAAGAAGAAGACGGCACGACCAAGCCUCAUGCAGUGGCUGCGCAUGUUGUGGAUUUGGAUACUCAUCGCCGUCUUUUCUAACUCAUUCAGACGGAGAUUUCCAGAGACAGUGGAGCAUUUCAUCAAGGAGCACAAUUUGAGGGCCAAAGCAAGCCUGGCGAUCGAUCAGUUGUAGCCCGGAUAGCUUCGGAGUACCAGUUAUUGUGUCACUAUAGAGGGCGUCUGAUAUGGGGGCAGGAAGCCACGAUAUAAUGAUACCUAGGUAGACACGAUCCAAAAAGCCAAAAUCUGCAGAUGUCCC